This is a messenger RNA of Malassezia vespertilionis, 1332 nucleotides long. It is a transcript of the gene SLU7, whose product is annotated as mRNA splicing protein. Bases 1 to 1332 code for a protein of 443 amino acids. Gene Ontology annotation, cellular component: spliceosomal complex. NCBI's taxonomy places the organism in Eukaryota, Fungi, Basidiomycota, Malasseziomycetes, Malasseziales, Malasseziaceae. The transcript has a single exon. Gene Ontology annotation, biological process: mRNA splicing, via spliceosome. The record is from RefSeq and is a predicted model, not a curated record. Gene Ontology annotation, molecular function: pre-mRNA 3'-splice site binding.
AUGUCGAGUGCAGGAAAGUUGUCUCGCGAGGAGUACAGGCAGCAAAAAGAGCUGGAGGCGGCACGCAAAGCUGGAACAGCCCCCCCUGCACGCGAUGAUGAUGGACGUGAGAUCAAUCCCCACAUACCACACUUUAUGCUCAAAGCGCCAUGGUACAUGGACGCUGGCAAACCUUCGCUGAAGCACCAGCGAAAGCAGGAAGCCUGCAAAGAAGAGGCCGGUUUGGACGAUUGGUACGUCCGCGGCGCGGUUGCAGGUCCUUCCGCGGGCAAGUAUCGCAAAGGCGCCUGCGAGAACUGCGGCUCGAUGUCGCACAAGACAAAAGACUGUUUGGAGCGCCCAAGAAAACGCGGCGCAAAAUGGACGGGGAAGGAUAUCCGGCCGGACGAGGUGGUGCAAUCACUGGAUAAGGAUUUUGGCUACGAUGCGAAACGCGAUCGGUGGAAUGGGUACGAUCCGUCCAUGUACAAAGACGUGGUGCACAAGUACGAAGCGAUCGAGGAGGAACGGCGGCGCUUGCGCGAGGAGGAAAUCGACCACCAAGGCGAUGCGGAGCCUGCAAAAAAGAAGGAAAAGAAGCGCAGCACUGAUGAUGCUUUUGACAGCAGCAGCAGCGAGUCGGAGGACGACGAGAAGUACGCAGAGAAGGCAGACAUGGUCGGCCAGGGCAUAAAUACAGACACGCGGGUGACGGUGCGCAACCUGCGUAUCCGCGAGGAUCGUGCCAAGUAUUUGAAUGAUCUGAAUUCCGAUUCUGCCCACUACGAUCCAAAAACGCGGUCCAUGCGCGAUGCACCCUACCAGGGCGCCGCUGUAGGCGACUUUCCGUUUGCCGGUGAUGGUUUCCAGCGCGCUCAGAGCGGUACGGCGGAUAUGCAAAAGAUGCAGUUGUUUGCGUGGCAGGCAGAGUCGCGCGGCAACGCGGCCAUGCACAUGCAGGCGAAUCCUACCGUGAACGAGAUACAGUUCAAAGAGUUCCAGCAGAAAAAUGAACAGCACCUCGCCGAGUCGAAGAGCAGUAUUUUGGAGCGGUACGGCGGCGAAGAGCAUUUGAACAUGCUCCCCAAAGAGCUGCUUGGGGGGCAGACGGAAGAGUAUGUGGAAUACAGCCCUGCAGGGCAUGUUAUUCGCGGUCAGGAACGCGCGAAGGCCAAGUCGCGCUACGAGGAGGACGUGUACGAAAACAACCACACCACGGUGUGGGGCUCGUGGUACGAAAUAGCCGACGGUGCUUGGGGGUACGCAUGCUGCCACAGUACCGUAUUCCGUUCCUAUUGCACGGGUGAAGCGGGAAUUGCUGCGCAUGCAUCGGCCGCCCAGACUGCUACAUAA